AUGCGCUCGAUCAUCCUCGCUCUCGCGGCUCGGGUCGCGGCCGGCGUCGACUGCUCGUCCUGGGACGGCGACCGUGUCGGAUGCUCGGGAUGCGUCGCGAGCGGCGAGUGCGUCUUCGACGAGGUCACGGGAACCUGCGGAACCGUGGCGGACACGGAGAACUGCCCCGCCGGCGACUUCGGGCCCACGGGCGGCGAGGAAUGCCCCGCGACGUGCUUCGGAGAUACGUGCGACGCGUGGGCGACGAAGGCCACCUCGUGCGCCGAGCUCGAAGAGUGGGGCUGCGACUGCUUCGGGUGCGCGUGUGCGGUCGAAGACGGCGACAAGAACGACGACAAGGGCGGAGACUGGGGCGACAAGAACGACGACAAGGGCGGAGAUUGGGGCGACGACAAGGAUUGGGGCGACAAGGACGGCGACUGGGGCGACAAGGACGGCUACACGGCCGCGCCGACGGCGACGCUGACGGGCUCGUGGCGCGUCGAGAGUCUGGGGAACGCCGGCGGCGCGACGCGCUACUACUGGGUCUACGCGCCCGACGCCGCGGAGUACUCGGGCAUGAUGCUCUUCUUCCACGGCGCGGGCGGCGGCGCGUCCGUGCGCCACGCGUACCGCGUCGCCGAGAACGCCGACACGUACGGCUUCGUCGGCGUCGUGCCGAUCGGCAGCCCCGGCGACGGCGAGGACGGCGGCAAGCGCCGGCUGGCGGAGAGCGACGAUACGGAGUGCUGCUAUUACUGGAACGUCGACGUCGCGGACGGCGUGGACGACGUCGGCUUCGUCCACGCGGUCGUCGCGGCGGUCGCGGAAGACUACGCCGUCGCCGCCGACAGGCCCGUCAUCGCUCUCGGCUUCUCGAACGGGGCGGCCAUGUCGGAGCUCCUCGGCUGCCACGAUAGCCACGAUUUGUGGGUCGCGCACGUCGGCGUGCACUACCGUCCGGAAUCGGACUGGCCGUCGACGUGCCAGUCGAAGACGUCGGCAUGCCCCGAGUGGAACGCCGUCGGCUCCGAGGACUGGUUCCUCGACGGCCUGUCGCCGACGCCGACGGAGGGCAUCCUGGCCCAGUUCGAGGCGAGCCGCGACGCCGCGGGCUGCCCCGAGGAGGCGGCGCGCCAGGACGGCGAGUGCUACGAAUACGCGAGCUGUCCGUCGCUGGGGCGGCUCUGCGUCUACGACGGCGUCAUUCACAUGAUCACGGACACGAUGACGGAGUCCGCCUGGACCUAUUUGACGGGCCCCGGGCUCAGCUGCGGCGAAUCCGCGGCCACGACGCAGGACGGAUGGUGCGCGGACUCCGGCGUGCAGCUCUGCAAGAUGCUGUGCGAGACGCCGGACUGCCCGACCGGCCAAUGCGCGAUGCGCGUCGGCACCUGCUGCGACUACACGUGCGCCUACGCGACUCGCGACGGCGGGUUGGCCUUCGGCGAGUUCGCGGAGAACGCGACGACGACCGAGGCGUUCGCCGCCGAGUGCCCGACGACGUGCUUCUUCGACACGUGCGACGCCUGGGCGACGGCGGAGACGACGUGCGCGGACCUCGAGCGCGAGUACGACUGCGACUGCACCGGCUGCGCGUGCGACGGCACCGGCAGCGUCAAGGACGACGAUAAGGGCGGCGACAAGGACGGCGACUGGGGCGACAAGGACGGCUACACGGCGGCGCCGACGGCGACGCUGACGGGCUCGUGGCGCGUCGAGAGCCUCGGGCACGCCGGCGGCGCGACGCGCGCCUACUGGGUCUACGCGCCGGACGCCGCGGAGUACUCGGGCAUGAUGCUCUUCUUCCACGGCGCGGACGGAGGCGCGUCCGUGCGCCACGCGUACCGCGUCGCCGAGAACGCCGACACGUACGGCUUCGUCGGCGUCGUGCCGAUCGGCAGCCCCGGCGACGGCGAGGACGGCGGCAAGGGCGACGGCGGCAAGCGCCGGCUGGAGGAGUCCGGCACGGAGUGCUGCUAUCACUGGAACGUCGACGACGCGGACGGCGUGGACGAGGUCAGCUUCGUCCACGCGGUCGUCGCGGAGGUCGCGGCGGACUACGCCGUCGGCGCGGACAAGCCCGUGAUCGCGCUCGGCUUCUCGAACGGGGCGGCCAUGUCGGAGCUCCUCGGCUGCCACGAUAGCCACGAUUUGUGGGUCGCGCACGUCGGCGUCCACUACCACCCCGAGGCCGACUGGCCGUCGACGUGCCAGUCGAAGACGUCGGCGUGCCCCGAGUGGAACGCCGUCGGCACCGAGGACGAGUUCCUCGACGGCCUGUCGCCGUCGCCGACGGAGGGCAUCCUGGCCCAGUUCGAGGCGGGCCGCGACGCCGCGGGCUGCCCCGAGGAGGCCGCGCGCGCGAGCCGAGGCGGCGAGUGCCACGACUAUCCGAGCUGCCCGUCCCUCGGCGUGCUCUGCGUCUACGACGGCGUCAUUCACAUGAUCACGGACACGAUGACGGAGUCCGCUUGGACCUAUCUGACGGGCCCCGGGCGCAGCUGCGGCGAAUCCUCGACGACGACGACGAAGGCCAAGAAGGACCGGUGCGCGAAGAAGACGAAGCGGAAAAAAUGCACGGGGAACUGCGUGUGGAAACGGGGGCAGUGCGUGGCCUCCUCGGGAGUCUCCUGCAAGAAGCAGAAGAAGGAAAAGAAGUGCACCAAGGCCGGCUGCGCGUGGAACGCGAAGAAGGAGAAGUGCGCGGACUGCGCGAAGCAGAAGAAAUCCAAAAAGUGCAAAAAGGCGGGCUGCAAGUGGAAGAAGAAGAAGGAGAAGUGCCGAGCGAAGGCCGUGCGCCACCAGCCCUUGAUGGUCGCCUUCAUCGUCGCCGGGUCCCGCGUCGCGAGGCAGCUCGCGAGCGCGGCGUUGCUGACGUGCGCGGGCGCGACGGCUUUUAAAUGCGCGAUGGCUUCGGUCAUCGCGGCUUUUGGGCCUGCGGCCACAACAGCAGCACCAACCAUGGACGCGGUCUACCGCCAGGCGCGCGCCUUGCUCGAGAGCGCGGCGCUCGCGUCGGGCAAGGAGGAGAAGGUGUCGAAGAUCGCGCUGCUGGUGGAGCUCUGCGUGCACCGCGCCGACGCGGCGCUCGUCGACGAGCUCGUCACGGGCGUGUCGAACUUCACGACGGACCGGUCGUCGUCCGUGCGGCGCGCCGUGCUCGACUUCCUCGAGCGCGUCGUCGUCGGGAGCGAGCACGGCGGCGACGCGUGCGCGUCGCGCGCCGUCGAGACGGCCGCGUACCUCGCCUGCGACGAGCACGAGGGCACGGCGACGCGCGCCCUGGGCGUCGCCGCCGUCAUCCUCGGCGCGCCCAAGUUCGGCGCCUUCGAGCUCGCGGACGUGAGCCGCGAGCGCCUCGUCGCGGCCGUCGACGGCGACGCGCGAAAGCAGCAGUCGGGCGCCGCGCCCGGCGCGGCCUACCUGUCCGCCGCGGCCGAAACGCUACUGGCCCUCGUGCUCCGGGACUGCCGCCACGAGACGGGGACGCGGCCGUCCGCGGCGACGAAGCGGGGCACCGCGGCGCUCGCGGCCGCGGCGAAAAGCGGCGCGUCCCAACAGCUCCUCGACUGCUGCGCCGUCGCGCUCGCCGCGGCCUUCGGCCUCGUCCACAAGGAGUUGGUCGCCGCCGUCAUCGCCGCCCUCGAGGCGGCGCCCGAGGCCGCCGCGGCGACGGCCGUCGCGGCGCUCCACGCGGCCGAGACCGCGCGGCGCGCGGGCGGCGCGGGCGCGGUCGCCGCGGCGGCGAACAAGCUCGAGGCCGCGCUCCGCCGCGGCGGCAAGGGCGAGGCGGCCGACGAGGCGUUGGACUGCGCGCGCGGGGGCCGGCCGCUGCCGCCGCGGCCGCCGCCGGAGAAGCGCGGCCGCGACGAGCCCUCGGACCCGCGCGCGGCGAAGCGGCGGAAGCGCGACCCGCGCGCGCGGCGCGAGCGGUCCGAGGCGGCGGUGCCGCGGCGCGCCGAGGAUUUGGAGGAGGACCGGGAGGACGCGGCGCCGGACGACGACGACGACGACGACGACGACGACCCGUCGAUGCCGCCGCCGCCGCCCAAGGGCGCGGACGCGCCGCUCACGGCCGCGGCCGCGGGCAGCGUGCGGUCCCAGCCGCCGUCGGCCCCCGGCGGGCGGCCGACCCUGAAAUCGAGCGCCAACGCGCUGAGCGACGCGCACGCGCGGGCCAUGCGCGCGGCGGCCGCCGCUCGGUGCGUCGCCGCGCCGCCGGAGCUCGUCGCGCGCGAGCGGCUCUACGCGACGCGCGACGCCGUCGUGAGCCGCCUCGCGCGCUUCGAGGUCGACCGCGGCGACGUCGAGGGCGGGCCGGGCGCCGUCGCGGCGACGCUGGCCAGGGCCGUCGCGGACAAGAAGGGCCGCCGCGACGGCGUCGAGCUCGCGCUCCGCGUGCUCUUCGAGGCCUACGCGCGGGAGCGGGCGCUGGUGAACGGCGAUGCAUGCGCCGCCGACGACCCGCGGCGCCGCGCCUACGACGGCGCGCUGCUGACGCUGCUCGCGGCGCUCCGCGACGGCCUCGAGAGCUCGGAGCGCGCGCUCUUCACGGACGUCGUGUUGGGGGCGCCGCGGCUGCCCGGCGCGGCCGUCGACUUCCUCGUGCGCUGCUGCGACGCAAACGACGCGCCGGCGGCGGGCGUCGCGCUGGGGCUCACGGCGCUCCGGGACCUCGCGUUCCACCGGCCCUCGGCCCGCGGCGCGUGCCUCGCGCGGUGCCUGGACCUGACGCGGCGCGCCGACGUCGCGGCGGAGGUGCGCGAGAAGGCCGUGCGCCUCGCGUCGAACCAGCUCUGGGCGCGGCCGAGCCUCCGGGACGCGGUCGUCGCGCACGCGACGGCGUCCGUCGCCGGUGCUGCGAAACCGACGGGCCGGAAAGCCGAGGGCGACGACGAGCGCGCCGCAGCGCUUGAGGGCGUGCGGCGCGAGCUCGCGCUGGGGGUGGCGCUCUGCGUCAAGGACGUGAGCCUCGUGCCCGUGCUACUCCGCAACGCCGCCGCGACGGCGGGCCGCGCGGACGACAGCGUGCUCGUGCAGGAGGCCGUCGCGCUCGAGCUGCCGCGCCUCGCGCCGGCGCUCGCGACGCUCCACGGGCCCGAGCCGACGCUCGCGACGGCGGCGCAGGCGCUGAAGAGCGAGGCGGGCGACGCCGUCGACGCGGACCGGUCCAAGGCGACGGAGGCGCUGCUCCUGUCGCUCCUCGAGGCGCUGGCGGGGCCGGGGACGAAGCGGACGCCGGGCCUGUGGGACGGCGCGGCGAAGCUCCGCGAGGCCGUGCAGGCGAGCCGCGCCGCGGCGUCCGCUUCGGACGACACGGUCCGCUUCCUCGUGCCGGCGCUGGGCUCCGCGUCCGCGGCCCAGUUCUUCGACGCGCUGCCGGCGCUCCUGCUGCACCUGGACGACGCGGCGCUCGCGGCCGCGUUCCGCCGCGCCGUCGCGGCGACGCUGAGCGCGACGAACAAGGUGUCCGGCGCGGCGGCGACGCUCGGCGCCGCGGAGCUCGUCGUCGGCCUCCACGGCGUCGACGACAAGGUCGUGCCCGUGAAGCGCGUCACGGAGGCGCUCAACGUCUGCCUGGCCGCGCGCGACGUCUUCGGCGCGCUCUGCCUCCGCGACGCGCUCGACAAGAUGACGGACGUCGGCGCCGACGGCGACGACAAGGCGAGGCUCGCGAAGCUGCCCCAGCUCCUCAUGCGCACGUGCAUCCUCGCCGUGAAGACGUACCCGGCGCAGCUCAGCUCCUUCGUCGCGUCGACGGUGCUCGUGCGGCUCGUGAAGAUGAAGGUCUGGACGCACGGCGCGCUCUGGAAGGGCUUCAUGAUGUGCUGCGGGCUGCUCGCGUCGCCGACGGAGGACCACAGCCACACGUGCUUCGCCGCGGCCCUCGCGCUCCCGGCGCCCCAGCUGUCGCACCUCCUCAAGCUCGCGCCCAAGCUCAAGCUCCCGCUCAAGCGCCACGCGGAGAAGCUCAUCAAGGCCCGCGACCUCGGCGGCGUCAACCCGCCGUCGCUCAAGCUCCUGGGGCUCGAGGCGCCGGCGGCGAACUAA
Molecule: messenger RNA, 6033 nt
Organism: Aureococcus anophagefferens
Lineage: Eukaryota; Pelagophyceae; Pelagomonadales; Pelagomonadaceae
Exons: 3
Coding region: 1-6033 (2010 amino acids)
Cellular component (GO): mRNA cleavage and polyadenylation specificity factor complex
Source: RefSeq, a predicted model, not a curated record